UUGAGGGAAAACGUUCAUGCUGCACAUUUUGUUAAGCGGCGUGUAAUGCCUUUCUGAUUAUUAUUACUGCGAUAUUUUUAAUAGUCUAUAUAGAUAUAAAGGAAAGUAAAAAAGACUCAAACAUGAAGGAAUGGGUAUCGAUAUCAUUAAUUCUUUGCACAUUUGGCUUCUUCCGAGAAAUGAGGCCGAACGAACCAUUUGUUGUAGACUUUUUAUCAAAUGGUGUAUGGAGAAAUGUGACAUCAGAACAACUCAAUAGGGAAAUUUAUCCCUUUGGAACUUACAGCUACCUCUUUCAAUUAUGUGUUGUAUUCAUGAUAACUGAUAUUUUAAGAUACAAGCCAAUCAUUAUAGCAUCAGCAUGCGUAGGAAUUGUUAUGUGGGCAUUGCUAUUAUGGACGAAAACUUUAGCAUGGCUUUAUGCCGUUCAGAUUUGUUAUGGCUUUUUUAUGGCAUCAGAAGUUGCGUACUAUACGUACAUCUACGCAAAGGUGCCAAAAGAAAAGUAUCAACGAGUGACUGGAUAUACAAGGGCUUCUUUAUUAUCUGGAAGAUUUCUCGCAGGUGUUCUUGCUCAAUUACUUGUGUCAUUUAGUAUUAUGAACGUCAGGGAACUGAAUUAUAUCUCGUUUGGAACACAAAUUAUAUCAUUUGGCGUCUCAAUAAUGCUUCCUGCUGUGGGAGUCAGCCUUUACAUGUGGAAAAUAGAGGAUAGUGAUGUCGAAUCGAGAAACGGAAGAGAAGUACAGAUACAAGAUCAAUCAAAGGAUAUUAAACCAAAAUUUUCAUGGGAUCGUGCUUCAAAACUUCUCUGGAAUCACUUCAUUGUGUCUUAUUCAAAUCGUACAGUUCUUAUUUAUAGUAUAUGGUGGGCAUUAUCAACUGCUGGGUACUUACAGAUUAUUAGCUAUGUACAGCUCCUCUGGCAGCAGAUCGAUCCUGAACAAGAGAAUUUCUAUAAUGGAGGUGUUGAGGCUUCAUUGACGCUUUUUGGUGCACUUAGUGCUAGUUUGGGUGGUCAUAUCCUCCAAGACUCAUUCCAAAAGUACGAUCUCCUACUCCUCACAAUCUGCUCAUUUCUUCAAGGUGGUUUAACAUUAGUUUCGAUUUGGACAACAAAUAUUUGGAUAGCAUACAUCAUGUAUGUCCUAGUAGGUAUCGUUUACAAUUUUAUCAUCACCCUCGUUACUGCAUUUGUUGCCAAAUUUCUAUCUGACGACUCAUUUGCUCUGAUAUUUGGAAUUAAUACUCUAGUAGCAUUGACAGUACAAACUUUAUCCACAAUUAUAUUUGUGACAGAAACCGCAAGCUUUAAGCUUACUCCAAAGGAGCAAUUUUUCGUAUUUAGUAUUUAUUUUAUUGUUCUUGGGGCUGUUUAUAUGAUUGUUGGAAUUGUUAAAUCUUUUAAGAAAUAAAUGUUAAAAUAAUUCAAUUUUUAUACCUUCUCAACAAAAACACACUUGGAUAUAUUUUAUGCAAUUUUAAGAUUCUUGUCACGUG
Chironomus riparius is the source of this 1500-nucleotide messenger RNA. The record is from the annotation of a GenBank genome assembly. Lineage: Eukaryota; Metazoa; Arthropoda; Insecta; Diptera; Chironomidae.